CGGCAGGAUGCGCCAUGUUUGAUACUCAACGCGCUGGAGGAGAAGCAGGAAGUGAGAUCAGAGCGACACGUGCCGUAGGAGCGCAGCAUCGUGAGGGACUUGGCAGGUUGGACCCAUGAGGUGUAACGGAAGGAUAUGACAGUUACUGAUGUUGCUGUGAUGCAGUCAGUGCUGGGCUCCGAACAUCAAAGGUCUGGUUCAUCUGCACCAUGUGCUCUUUGGCCAGUGGACCUCAAGUUAACUCACUUGGACUGGAACCAAGAAGCUACCCUGGUUCACUUCCAAGGACAGCACCUUACCAUUUGUGAACUUGACUACAAAAUCUUGCAAGGAGAAAUACAGAACACACUAAAGACUAAAGCUGCAGUGGAUAUCGGACAGUUUUGCCUUGUAGAGGAUUUAACUUCAGCUCGCUGGUACAGAGGAAGAGUUCAGAAUCGAAAAGCUGACUUGUUUGAUGUUUUCCUCAUAGAUCAUGGUAAUGUCUUGAGUGUCGACAUUGCAAACAUAUUUUCUUGCUCAAACGACUUGUUCAUCCUGCCUCCCAAGAUAGUUUGCGGCUUUCUUGCAAAUGUACUGCUGCUUCAAGGUUGUCCUAAUUCUGCAGUGGAGGAUUACUUCUCAAACCUGAUUGGAAGAAAUGUCACAGGUUACAUCCAAGCUCUCUUGCCCCACAAAGUGCUUUUAUUGGAAACGCCUGAUAUCAAUGUGGACAUUGUUAGACAUGGGUUUGGGAGGCAUGUGGACACAGAUACUUUCCUCCUGCUGGUUGAGAUGCUCACAGAGGUGCCACUUAAACAAAAUGUAGAGCCAGUUCCUGACCUACUCAUUGAAAAGCCAAGGGUGCAAGAAUUUUGCUUCAAGUCACCUGGUUUGCAGGGAUAUGAGGACAUUUUGUCAUUUUGUGGGCCUAGAUUGAAUUGUUGGACACAAGCUAAAGUGUGUAUAACUGCUGCAGUCAACCCUGGGCUGUUUUAUUGUCAGAUGGCCAGUAUGCAAACAGGUCUUUGGGAAAUGUCAAAGAAGCUGGCUGCAGUUUGCGAGUCCAAAACCAAAGGAUGCGGUCAGAAGAGCCCAGAGAACGUGGGUUUACUUUGCUCCGUUAAAGGUAAAGAUGGGAAAUGGUACAGAGGCUUUGUGCAGUUUCUCCCCGUCAACUCUCAAGUUAGAGUAUUGUUCAUUGACUACGGAUUCUUUGAGUCUGUCAAAGUUGAGAACGUUCACAGGUUACCACCUGAGUUCUAUUCAACACCCAUAAUGGCAUUCCCUUGCUCACUCUUUUCCUUGAGCGAUCAGGAUGAGGCCAUCAGAGCCCAGCAGUUGAGUUUUCUUAAGGCAGGCUUGCUUGGAAAAGUGUUGAAUGUAGAGAUCAGAGGUUUUGAUGAAGAACGGCAUCUCUACUCUAUCACAGUAAUCGGUGCUGAUGAUAAUCUUGUGAAGGAACUGGAGCCCAUUCAAGAGCUACCUAAAAUCAAGGCUGAGACAAUUUUUAAAACAGAGGAAUUGUCACCUCAGGGUGGCCGUUCAUACCAUGAGACAGUCAUUUGUGAAUCAUUGAGUAAAACACUGGAAGCAGAAGAGGUCCUGGUAGAUUCAAGCUUUGUGGGCUAUGUUGUGUAUGUUCAGAAUCCCAACCAUUUCUGGAUCAGAACACAAAAAUGCAAUGAUGACUUUGAGGAAAUGAUGACAAAAAUGACAGCUCACUUCAGUCAGGUGGAGCUGGAUGAAGACGUGCUGUUGAAUCCACAGCUUGGGACACUAUGCGGUGCAGUUUAUGAGGAAGACUUGCAUUACUACAGGGGUGUGGUGACAGACACUCUUGAGCAUGGAGCUGAAGUGCUUUUUAUUGACUUUGGGAACAUUGAGAAAGUGCCACACAUGUUGAUCAAGAAAAUACCAGAGACAUUUGCCCACAAGUCGCCAUUUGCCUUCUGUUGUUCUCUUGCUAAUGUUUUGCCUCCGGAUGAAGUCUGGACCAGCACCACCAGUGACUUCUUCAGAAAAGCUGUAUCAAACAAAGCCCUGCUAGUCCAUGUUGUCCAGAUGAGAAAAAACAAAGUUGUUGUUGAUCUCUGUGAGAUGGGAAGUGACAGCAGUCAAAGUAUCACUGAACUCCUGAUCUCUUCAAAACAAGCUGAAUACUGGAACAACAUUCCCAUAGAAAUUGUCUUGCAAACUAACAAAGAUGUGACAGAAAAAACAAGGUGCCCAAGAUAUGGUGUGACGUCAGACAUUCAUGGGAAUAUAGAGCAACUGGCGGAUUGUGAAGAGGAAGAGAAAACAUGCAAAAAUGAAAAUGAGAAGAUCCAAGCCUCGCCUCGCUUCAAAGCACUAAGUAUCAAGCCUGGAUGUGAGUUUGCUGUGUGUUGUUCUGACAUCAGCUCGCCGUCAGAUUUCUGGUGCCAGCAUCUAGCUAAUGUUCCAGCUUUGGAGGAACUGAUGGAUAAAGUUCAGCUAUAUUACUCAACUCACACAGUUGCCCUCCAGUCAGGGGAUUCAUGCUGUGUUGCCAAGUCACCAGAAGAUGGAAGAUGGUACAGGGGUUUCAUCACGGAAAAACACAAAGGUCAUGGCAAAGUGAUAUUGGUUGAUUAUGGCUGUACCAUCCAAAUCAAGGAGGACAGUCUUCAGGCUAUAAUGCCAGAAUAUGUUCAUUUGGAAGGACAAGCUUUCAGGUGCAGUCUUUACAACCUGAUUGAACCUGCUGACCCCAAGGACUGUGGAAAUUGGAGUCCAGAGGCAUACAACUUGCUGAAAGAUUUUGUCCAUGACAGCACCUGUAGCUUAAGAUGUAAAGUUGUCUCUCAGUUGAAUGUGAAAAACAGAGGGGUGUGCAACGUAGUGGACCUUUACAACACUCUAACCCAACAGCACAUAACAAAUUUACUCUUGAAACAGGGCCUGGCAAGAGAAGUGACUGUCUCAACAAAGCAACUGCCAACAGUGUUUCCUGAGUCUUUUGUCUUCUCUUCAUUUGAUCUCAAUCCUGGAAAAGAAGAACAAGUCUACAUAACUCACAUCAGCAGUCAGUGGGAGGUCUACUGCCACCUUGAGAGGAACACCGAUGUCCUUGAAGAGCUUGAAAAGAAAAUCUCAGAGGAGAGUGAGAAAAUGAUGAAAAUCAGUACGAGAGCUUUAGUGAGGAAGCUGUGCCUGGCCAAAUACUUUGAUGGCAAAUGGUACAGGGGCUCGAUACAUCCUGUUCAGUCGCCUCUGCAUCUCAGUGUGUUUUUUGUGGAUUAUGGAAACACAAACAUAUUGGAGAAACCCCACAUCAAGUUUAUCCCCAGAGAUUCGGCUUAUUUGUUGCACACGCCCAUACAGGCUGUGAGAUGUAGCCUUGCUUCAGUGUCCAGGGAAGAGCUCUAUGCCGAUGUCAAGGAAUGGCUCCAGGACACAAUUCUCAACAAGCAAGUGAGAGCCCUCAUAGUUGAAAAGGGCAAAGAUGGCUCAUUUGAUGUUGAACUGUUUGAUGGGGCAGUAAACAUCAAUGAGAAGGUAAAAGAGCUCAUAGCCAGUCUUUCACCUAAACCAAAGAGGGUUGUGAGUUCUGAAAUACGCAGCACAAAGACAGCUCUGCACAUAAGAAGCACAAGGGCUUCAGCCAAGCGCAAGGAUGUAGAGCGCUUAUUACAUUCCCCCACGUCAAAUGCCCACAGAGGGAGUCAAGUAGGCUGUGCAAACCUCAGAAAGAAAGAAACGACAAAAAAAUCUGUUGAUGGCAAAGCCCAGAGCAUGAAAAUAAAAUUAAAAUUGCAAAAUGAGGCCAAAACAAUGAGCUGUGUCCGUGUAAAACCCCAGAAACACUCUCAAGUAGAGCAGCAAAGAGAGUGUCCUGUUAGAAAGUCAGAGCAACCACAGUUUACCAAGAAAACAGAGAUCUCUCAGCUCUCCUGUUUGCCUCACAGCAAAGUGACCAAGGCUUUCAGGGCAAUGUGUUUCAUCUCCCACAUCGACUCUGUCAGUAGUUUUUUCCUUCAGCUGUCAGAGGAUGAACCUGUCAUCUUGAAUAUGCUUGAAGAGCUCAGCUCAGGCAUCCCCAGGGAUUCCUUAAAGAUCACCACAUCUCUGAGAAUCAAUGACCUUGUUCUGGCGGAAUAUGAGGAAGAUGGCGCUCUCUAUCGUUCUGUUGUGAAGGGCUACGAAGGAAGUUCGUGUUUCAAAGUUGAGUUUGUGGAUUAUGGAAAUUCAGCAGUCGUGGGGAAGGAAAAGAUAUACACCAUACCAAAGGAGUAUCUCUCCAAGCCGAGAUUCAGCAUACCAUGCUCCCUGCUGGAGACAAGUGCAUACAUAAAUGACUCUUCUUUCACUGAUGCUGUCAUGGAGAAACCUCUCAUGGUUGAUUUUGUCCGUCAACGUGGAACUCAUUGGGAGGUCAAGAUCGAGAUUCUUGAUGGAGCCGUUGGUUUUCCAGCGCUUGAAGCUGCUGCUGAAAGUUGCACUGAAACUGAAAAGGAAGAGGAGGCUCCUGCAAGCUCAUUGGAGAGAGAAGAGCGAGUGGCAUCCUGUCAACAGAACCACCUGAGAGAAGAAGUGAGUGAAAAUGAAACAACUAAAUCCGAAGAAAUUCUGUUGAUGCCUGCUGUGGAUAGUAAAAACGUCACGCUGAAGCCACACCCUACCAGACUCCCACGCAAAGUGACAGUAAAGACCUGCAGGCACCACAGAAGAACACCCACCAGAAACAAGCAUCGGUGUGAGUUCAGUCAAAGGAAAAUCGUGAAAUCCUCUGUCCAGGUGAGGAGUGACUGCACAGAUACAAGUGUGUGUUCAGUCGUUCAGGCUGAAGACAGAGAGAACUGUACAGUUCUGUCUGUACUGAGUAACGGCAGUUUUUAUGUCAGACUGAACAGAACCAGUGAACUUCUCUCUGCGUUAGAAAGUCUCAUAACUGACAACCUGUACAAGUGUGAGGUGGCGGCUGAAGAGGAUGUCAAACAAGGCUUCAGAUGUUUAGUUCAGGUACACAAGGACAAGCAGUGGCACAGGGCUGUUGUUCAGCAUGUAUGCCGGGGAAAAUGCCAGGUCCUCCUCAUCGAUCAGGGAAGAACAGAAGAAAUUUCAAGCUUGUCAGUCAGGCGACCGUGUGGUGACAUGACAGAAAUCCCAAAUCUUGCAGUUUUGUGCAAAGUGAACUGCUUUGAGUUCAGUGAGGGAGAAGGUGACCACAAAUCCUGGUGUGAAACUCUCAAAUCAAUGACUGGAGGUGAAGUCAAGCUCGUGUUUGUGUGUUAUUCAGAAGCUGAUAAACUUUGGAGGGUUGAAAUAAUCAUGAAUAGACUGUUCCUCAUUGGUCAAGUCCCAGCCUCACUGCAGCAGAAAGAAGAGAUGAUCCCAUCACCUCCUGAAAACCCAAAUGAGAAAGCAGUUGGACAGUCCAACCUGGACACGAGCCCACCUCAGGACCUUGCCUUUGCUCCUGUUGAUAUAGACAAAGUGUACACUGGCUUUGCUGCUGCAGUGACGACUCCCUUUGAGUUUUGGGUCGUUCUAGAGGACUCGCUUCUGACGAUGAACAAAGUGUCCGUAAUGUUGGACAAGCUGUCUGGACAGAUGAGUCCUCUCCCUGAGGCCCACCUCGUCCCUGGUAGCUGCUGCUUGUUGAAAUCAGACACCAGCAGCAAGUGGUGCAGGGCAGAAGUUAUACACUCUGACACAACAGUGAUCCUGAACCUGGUGGAUUACGGCCAUUAUGAAUGCAUACCUUAUGAAAACCGCUCCAAUCUGAAGAAGCUUCCAGCGGAGAUAACAGACUUGCCGAAGGUGACGUAUCCCUGUGUCCUGAGGGGGGUGAAGCCGGUUGGGGUGGAUGGAGAGUGGACCGAUGAAGCAGCAGUCUUCUUCCAGCAGUGCUUGUGCCAGAAGAACCUCCAGAUCUUCUUCAGAGAGUCUGUGACAAACACAAACUGGAAGGUGGACAUUCUGGUUGAUGACGUCCAUGUUGCCAAGGAGCUGGUGGAUGCUGGACAUGCCAGUUAUGUAGACGUCAUGCUGCAACUGAGGUUCCAGGAACAGACGCCCUGUAAAACGGCUCCUCGUAGACCUGAGAGUGAGGACGAGUGUGACCCUGAAGAAGAAGUGGCCGUCUCUGAGAGGAAGUUGGCUCUCUCUGCCGAGCUGACUGAAGCAGAGGGGAAGGUGAUCCACAGCCUUGCGUCCCGAUCAAAUCACUGUUGUCUGAUGUGACAAGGUCGCCCACCUUGUUUUGUCUCGUCUCUAAAAUGACGUCGAGUCCCUGAAGCGAGUUGACUGGAUGGAGCAGUGAAGGAUCACCCGGCGUCCCGUCAAUCAGAUGAAGUGAGACACUGAAUGUUUGGCGCUUUGGCUAAAUGUUGAGCCUCAGUACACUGAGAGCGAGAGCUGUUAAAAACCAACCAACAGCCAACUUCAGAUCACCAAUACUACCUUAAAAUGUUAUUCUGUAAUCUGAUUUAUUUUGUUGACACAGUUUAAGUAACUUUUCUGAGUUUUUUUGACGUCAGCAACACUUGUUGAUUUUAUUUAAUGCACAAGAAAUCUGAGUUAAAAGCAGUUCAAUUCAUUUUGCGUGUAUAUUUAAACAGUUAACAAUACUUUGUUUAAAAACAAUUACGUUGGACGGUAAAACCUGCAGCGUUUUAACGAGGUGAACUGAAUAUAAAGAAGCUAAGCAGAUUUUAUAGGCAGUUUGUAAACAUGUGUACUUUAUUAGUUUUGAGUUUCAGUGACAUUUGACAGGAAAUGUUUUCCAGAUUAGAAAAUAUAACCUGCUUAUCACUUCCCACAGUUUGGUUUGACGUAUUUACAUUUUAGUGGCGUGUGUUGAACAAAUUUUGAGUUGAAUGUAAAACCUUUUCAGGUGCAAAAUUAAAUGUUCACUGAU
This is a messenger RNA of Scatophagus argus, 6862 nucleotides long. RefSeq names its product tudor domain containing 15 (gene tdrd15). Lineage: Eukaryota; Metazoa; Chordata; Actinopteri; Scatophagidae. The transcript has 5 exons. The coding region runs from base 136 to 6186 and encodes 2016 amino acids. The record is from RefSeq and is a predicted model, not a curated record.